This is a messenger RNA of Penicillium verhagenii, 2070 nucleotides long. RefSeq lists its product as uncharacterized. Lineage: Eukaryota; Fungi; Ascomycota; Eurotiomycetes; Eurotiales; Aspergillaceae. The record is from RefSeq and is a predicted model, not a curated record. The transcript is spliced from 4 exons. The coding region runs from base 1 to 2070 and encodes 689 amino acids.
AUGGCUUCUCCCCGCCCUCACAAUUUCGGUCCUCAAGGAUAUCCUCUUGCGAACGGUGCGCCCCAGGCGGGUCCGCCACCUGGAGCGACGCCGCUUCUUCCCAACAAUGGACGAGUGAUUCAGAAUGGGCCCACCCGCAUUCUGUGUAUUGCGGAUGUUCGAGGAAAUCUGAAGUCUCUGAAUGACCUGGCCAAACAGGCCCGCGCUGACCAUAUCAUUCACACCGGUGACUUUGGUUUUUAUGACGACACUUCGCUGGAGCGCAUUGCAGACAAAACCCUCAAACAUGUCGCUCAAUACUCUCCUCUCUUGCCCGAAGGCGUAAAGCGAACCAUUGCACAGGUUCCCCCUCAGCAGUCUAUUAAGCAGCGUUUCACUCCGGACCAGCUACCCCUCUCCGAACUGUCUAUGCUUCUUGACAAGCGCAUUACUCUUGACGUCCCAGUUUACACAGUCUGGGGUGCCUGUGAGGAUGUUCGCGUGCUGGAGAAGUUCCGAUCCGGAGAAUACAAAGUUGAUAAGUUGCAUAUUAUUGAUGAGGCCAACUCGAGACUGCUGGAUAUUGGCGGUGUGAAGCUCCGUUUGUUGGGUCUGGGUGGUGCUGUGGUCAUGCAUAAGCUGUUUGAUAAUGGUGAAGGCAAGACAACCAUUGCUGGUGGUCAGGGUACCAUGUGGACUACAUUGCUGCAGAUGGGUGAAUUGAUCGAUACUGCCAACCGUGUUUAUGACCCAUCUGAGACCCGUGUCUUUGUCACCCAUGCCUCACCCGCUCGUGAGGGUAUGUUGAAUCAACUUUCCGUUACACUCAAGGCUGAUUUCUCGAUCUCUGCUGGUCUUCACUUCCGCUACGGAUCCUCUUACAACGAGUUCUCCGUCAACCCUUCGCUGGAUCACUACCGUGGUAAGCUCGCCGCCUCCAAGGCCUCUUUCAAUGAUGUCUGGGAGACUGUUCGGGGCGAGGUCGAGUCGGCUAUCUCAUCCAACGAUGCGCAGAAGACGCUGCUUGACAAUGCUCUUGAUGUGGUGACCAAGAUGCCUUCCAUCGCCAACGGCGGCAACCCGUUCGGUGGCCCUGUUGCUGCUGGUAAUGCUGCUGGCCAGGUGGAUGAAAGUGCAUUCAAGAAUAUGUGGAACUUCAACCUGGCGGAUGCCGCUUUCGGCUACCUUGUCUUGGAGAUUGAAGGAGGACGCAUCGCCACUGAGAUGCGGGCCCAGGGCUUCAACUUUGCUCACCGCAGUGGCAAGCCAGCUGUCGGUGGUGCCCCUCAGGCUAUCUCUGGUGGUCUCCCUGUUACGACCGCGUCUCCUGCCCCUACUGGUGCCGGACGCCCCGUUGUUACCCCCCAAUUCGGUCAGGCACCCCCUGCUCGGGCUCCUGCUCCAGGUCAACCCCAGGCCCAAGUCAAGGGUCCGUCUGCUCGUGCGUCCCCCGCUCCCGUCAUCCCCAAGGCCCCGAGCCCCCAGCAACCAACUGCGGCUUCGAGCCAACCUGCUAGCGAGGAAAAGGCUGCCGCCGACACCAAUGGCACUGCUCAAAUUGAAAAGACCGCCGACUCUCCUGUCCCCCGCGGUGAGAAGAAGACAAGUAACAUUCUCUUCCUGUCCGGAUUUGAAAACGAGCAGGCUGUCCGCGAUGCGCUCUCGGAGGAAGAUGCCACCAAGGUCGAGAAGAUCGAAAAGUACGGCAAAUUCAACCACAUUGUGACUUUCCCUACAGUUGAUGAUGCCAAGAUUGUGCUCGACCACCAGGCCAUCGAGAGCAAGAAGCCCUUGGCUCCCGGGGCCAAUCGCAAGAGUUUCAAGUUCUUCGAGCAGCGCAGUGGUGGUCGUGGACAGGGUAACGCCGGUACAUGGCAGAGCAGCACCCGAGGUGGUGCCAACACCGGUACCCGUGGCUACACCAGUGCCAGCGAUAGCGAAGGGGCUCGUCGUGGUGGAUUCGGAGGUCGCGGUCGUGGCCGUGGUGGGCGUGGUGGUGGCCGAGGUGCCUUCAAGGGAGUUGGCUCGAACGACUCCCCUGCUCCUUCAACCCCAUCAAACGACAAGCCCGCCCCCUCUGGCGAUGCUUAA